AUGUCCCCGGAUGACGCUUCCAGGAUCUGCAGCGAAACCGCCAGGAAGGAAAACACGGCACCCCUGUCUUCGGAGGAAGAGGAUGGCAAGACCGUUGAAGGCCUACCUGAGGACUACGAAAGUUGGAGAGGACUAGACCACGACGCGUACGCAACAGUUUGGAGCAAAUUCAAGGAGUUUUUCUCUGAGCGUGGAUAUCGACUAUGGGAUGAAAGUAUUGGGAGGAACCUUUACACCGAUCUGGAGGAUGAGCCCAUAACAUGCAAUGGAUUCAAAUUCCUGAACCCGCCAUCUAUCAAAAAUACUCUUCUAUACCAAUUCAGAGCUUUCAAUGGUCUCAUGAAUGCCUGUUACUGUUCUCGAGGCGGCGACAAGCUCGUUCGAGUUAUGGUUCACAAAAACGUGGGCCAAAAUGACCUGGAUAUUGUGAGGUCGCUAUCGAGGUCUCGGCAUAUCUUGGCCGAGAACAAUCACAUUCUACCUCUUCUUGACGAGCUUCAUUUUGGCGACAUCGUAUUCGGAGUGUUCCCCUUGCUGAAGGGACCUAAUCUGUCUGGGGCAAUGCAUCUUGGCUCCUUGAACUCGGUUGAUGAUAUAAUGCAUUUACUCCUCCAAGCUUUUGAGGGCGUCGCGUAUCUGCACAAAAAUGGCAUUGCGCAUCGAGACCUCUUUCUAACGAAUUUCAUUAUGGAAUGGUACCCCCAAAGCGGCAAUUACAAGAUGUUCACCCGACCGCGGGUGUAUAUCAUCGAUUUCGAGACCGCCAUACAGUUCUCGAGUGACGAGGAGUCGGAGCGCGUGACCAGCACCUUCCCCGUACCAGACCGGUCCUGGUACGAGCGCCCUUUGGCUCCCGAACUCGAAAUCCCUGAUGCAGUGUAUUGUCCGUUUCGGUUGGACGUGUGGCAGAUUGCUACAGAUAUUCUGCGGUUCAAGGUCAACCUCCCAUCGGCAGUGGAGGUUUUUCGAUCUAUGAGUGUUGAGGAUCCUGGGAAGCGGCCGGGUAUACAGGAGGCUCUUGAUGCGCUUGCAGAGUGUGUGGAGGUUAUCCCGCCGAAAGAGUUGAUGGCUAUGAAGAUGUUGGAUGAGGAUGACUAG
Desarmillaria tabescens is the source of this 1098-nucleotide messenger RNA. RefSeq names its product kinase-like domain-containing protein. The record is from RefSeq and is a predicted model, not a curated record. The transcript is spliced from 5 exons. Lineage: Eukaryota; Fungi; Basidiomycota; Agaricomycetes; Agaricales; Physalacriaceae. Gene Ontology annotation, molecular function: ATP binding; protein kinase activity. Gene Ontology annotation, biological process: protein phosphorylation. The coding region runs from base 1 to 1098 and encodes 365 amino acids.